AUGAAAGCCUCCUAUGGACGCUUAAACAAUCACCCGGGAACCGUCUCGAGGGCUACGGGAUUCGACAAUAGGGUCGCAUUGUUGUACGCUUCGGGGCGGACGGACAAACAGACGUUUCCCGGCCAAGGAGCGGCUCUCAUCGUUGGUAUCGCAGCACUAAAAAUCCAAACUUGCCACGCUCUCGGCACAUCACUAGUGUCGGUGGUGUCCCAAGGUCAGAAACUGAUGGUCGGCGCGCAAUCGAGUCGGCGUUGUGUCGGCCGAAUGAAAAAGAAGGCGUUUACUUGCCGCCAGUUCAAGGAACCCGGGCUGGCAUCUCGCGGCUUUCGCGCCAAGCUAUCGACAGUGGAACGCAAUGGUAGUGCG
Iphiclides podalirius (scarce swallowtail) is the source of this 366-nucleotide messenger RNA. The record is from the annotation of a GenBank genome assembly. Lineage: Eukaryota; Metazoa; Arthropoda; Insecta; Lepidoptera; Papilionidae.